UCACCAUUGUUAUCCGUACCGGUCUUCGGUCUUACCCAAACACUUGCUUCUUUCUCUAUAUAAAACGUUCAGACACCCUCCUCAACUUCAUCCAAACCAAAAAACACACACAACAACACACAGUCGUUAAUAAAACAUCAACAUCAUCAUCAUCGAAGCUGCACAAAUUCCCAACACUCAACAAAGCUCAAUUUAGAUUAUCCUUUUUCGGUAAUUUCUUUAACAUUCCUCAGAGAAGUGGUUUUGUUCUGUUUCUAAAAUGAGCAUACCCAUCCCCUUGUAUGUGUACGUUUCUGUUUUCCCUCUCUUACCGUUCACGAAUGUUUGAAUUCAAUACAACGUGGGUGGUUCUCUGGAAUAAGCAUGUAGAUGUAUCUGAUUUUAUUUUUUAAUUUUCUCUAUCUUAAAAAAAAAUACCAAAUAAUUCGGGUUUCAGCAUUUGAUUGUUUCUGGUCAUGAUUUCAGCGUCUUGCUUCUUCUUUAAUUGGUUUGCUUUCUUUUUUUAAUGAAAAGAUUACGUUAUGGAUUUUAACUACAAUUUCAUUGAUAUUAAACUAUUUUUUUUUUAGUUAUUGAAGUUUUGGUUUGGAUAGUGAUGGGAGAGGUUUGAAUUAGGAGAAUGAUUCCUGGGUUUGGAACAAUUUCUUUUGCUGUCAGGUGGAAACUAUUUUAUUUUUUAUGUUGUAUCCAUAUGAAACCUACCUGCCAACGGAAGUUGGAGCAAAUAACAGUUGUGAAAGAACAAAUACAGAUGAUAUUAUUAAUUCGUAGAGGUUUGCUUCGAUUUUCAUGAUUUGGGUAUGUAAUCAACAGAGAAUUUUCACUUGCUGUUUGGUAUCUAAUAAGAAGCAACCUUUUUAUUAAUCACAUGGGAGGGCUGUUGAAGUUGCUUUCUUUGGAAUUUUUAAUAAAUUUGUGACAUUGUACGAUUCCCAGUUCAGAUGUUUUACUAGUUGAACAUUUUAAAUACCAACAAGCUUAAACCUCUUGUUUUUGUUUUUCAGUGUCGUUGUAUGUUCGUGUAUGAUCAUUUUUCUUUUUCCUGUAUGCAUCACUGUAAACCCAACCACACUCUACUUAGCCAUUCCAGGCUUCGAUUACCUCUAGUGGUGGCAAAAGAGUUAUGAAUUUAAUUUUUCACACUUCAUCAACAUAAGUUUUCUAGUGUUCGAUCGCUUUCUUUAUUUCUUGUGUGAGCAGUUGUUAUCUUCUCUACAAAUUGCAGUUGCACUAGAUUAGUGGUACAAUGAACUUGUGAUUUAGCUAUUAUUAUACUUAUUAGUACCUGUCUAUGUUGUCCUUGCAGGCUCAUACUCUUAUAUUGAAACUGUUGGGGUUCAAGUGUGAAGCAAAGUGUUGAGAAGCUUGCAGAGGGUGGUGUUUUUCUGAUUUGCUACUCAGAUUAAUAAAUCCCCCCGUCACAUAAAUCAGCUGAUGCCAUCUUAGGAUGGACUCACAACAGCUUUUCAGUUUUGGUGUUGCAAGUGCAGGAUUACCUUACGUGCCAUCUUUUCCCACUGUUCCAUCCCUACCCAACAGGCUGCUUGGAUCCUUGAAAUAUGACAUUGGCAACUCACCUAAUUCACCAUUUUCCACUUAUUUUGAUUCUGACACCCUUUCUGCAUUGAGUGACGGCCAAGAGCAAUACAGCCCCGGAGAAAUCCUCUCGGGUGUCAGCUCCUCUUGUAACUCUUCACUGGAAACCAACCAAUAUAUGUAUAAAUCAAUCUCUUCUGUAGACUUCAUAGACAAUUUCCCACUAUAUUCUGCUUGGAACUCUCUUCCACAGAAUGUGAAUAGUAAUCAGAAAAUCCAACACGCUUUGCUAGAGCUAGAAACUGCUCUGAUGGCCCCCGAUGAUGAUCAAGUUACCACUCCAAAUACAUUGGCCGGGAGCAGCAGACCAAUGGCAUCUGGCCACAGAUACAAGCCCUGGAGGCAUGAGAACGAUGGAUCACAAUAUGCUCAGCCAUCAUAUGUUCCCAGCAGUAGGCUAUCAAGUGAAGUUGUGCAUGUAGAGAAACGCCAAAAGUUGACGGAGGAACCAUCACUACAAGCUUUCCCACCAAACGAUCUGAAGCAACUGCUGAUUGCAUGUGCCAAAGCCCUUCAUGAAAACAACAUCAAAGAUUUUGAUCAAUUGGUAGGAAAGGCUAGAGAUGCUGUGUCGAUCAACGGGGAGCCAAUCCAGCGGCUUGGCGCUUACAUGGUAGAAGGGCUUGUUGCAAGGAAGGAAGCAUCAGGAAAGAGCAUCUAUCAUGCCCUUAGGUGCAGAGAGCCUGAAGGUGAAGAAUUACUCUCUUACAUGCAACUGCUGUUUGAGAUUUGCCCCUACUUAAAAUUUGGUUACAUGGCUGCCAAUGGAGCCAUUGCGGAAGCCUGCAGAAACGAGGAUCGCAUACACAUCAUAGACUUCCAAAUUGCUCAAGGAUCUCAGUGGAUGACACUUCUUCAAGCCCUUGCAGCAAGACCUGGUGGUGCUCCACAUGUUCGGAUAACGGGGAUUGAUGAUCCUGUUUCUAGAUAUGCACGUGGCGGCGACGGAUUAGAUAUUGUUGGUAAAAGGUUGGGCUUGAUGUCUGAGAAAUUUGGCAUCCCAGUUGAGUUUCAUGGAGUGCCUGUUUUUAGUGAAGAAGUGACAAGGGAAAUGCUAGAUAUCAGGCCUGGAGAGGCCUUGGCAGUGAACUUCCCCUUGCAGCUCCAUCACACAGCUGAUGAGAGUGUUCAUGUGAGUAACCCAAGGGAUGGACUAUUGAGGUUGGUGAAGUCACUUUCUCCCAAGGUGACCACACUGGUGGAGCAGGAAUCAAACACCAACACAACCCCUUUCUUCAACAGGUUUAUCGAAACCUUGGAUUACUACUUGGCAAUCUUCGAGUCUAUUGAUGCCAGCCUACUCCCAAGAGAAAGCAAGGAGCGGAUCAAUGUGGAGCAACAUUGUCUGGCCAGGGAUAUAGUGAAUAUUAUUGCUUGUGAAGGCAAGGAAAGGGUUGAGAGACAUGAACUAUUGGGGAAGUGGAAAUCCAGGUUAACAAUGGCUGGAUUCACUCAGUCUCCUUUGAGCUCUUAUGUGAAUUCUGUCAUAGGAAUCCUUCUCAAGUGCUAUUCAGAACAUUAUACUCUGUUGGAGAAGGAUGGAGCCAUGUUGUUGGGGUGGAAGGAUAGAAAUUUGAUAUCAGCUUCUGCCUGGCAUUGCUGAAACAUGGCUGAAACAUAGAUAGGAAAUACUGUCUAGUAGUAAUGGUAGUACAAGUAUCAUGAUGAUGGAAGCCACAUGGUGCUUGGAGGGAUAAAGUUUAAGGUUUAUGUUCACUGUUAGUGCUAUGAAUUUCAUCAUUCUUCUAUAGGACUUUGCCGUACCUUAACAUUUGUCCAUAAAGAGAGACCUAGUAUAUUCAUUCUUUUAUAAGAUUUCAAGUGUUUCA
Molecule: messenger RNA, 3425 nt
Organism: Vigna umbellata (rice bean)
Lineage: Eukaryota; Viridiplantae; Streptophyta; Magnoliopsida; Fabales; Fabaceae
Source: RefSeq, a predicted model, not a curated record